AUGUCUCGCCUGGACCUGGUGAUAUUCGGUGCGACGGGGUUCACGGGUAAACAUGUCGUUAUGGAGAUGAAUAGACAGUUGAAGCGUUACCCGCUUUCUUGGGGUAUCGCUGGACGCUCUCAAGCCAAAUUAGAGGAGGUAAUCAAGGAAGCCGCACAGAAAACCGGUAGCGAUGUGUCAGCCUCAGUAAUAAUUGCUGAUGUGAACGAUGAGAAAUCCCUUAAGAACAUGUGCAGCCAGGCCAAGGUGUUAGUGAACUGUUGCGGGCCAUACCGGCAUUAUGGGGAGGCUGUGGUCAAAGCUGCCAUCGAAUCCAAGACACAUUACGUGGAUAUUGCUGCUGAACCCAUAUUCAUAGAAUCUAUGUACCUUAAAUACAACCAAGCUGCGCGUGAAGCUGGAGUAUACGUGAUCAGCGCGUGUGGCUUUGACAGCAUUCCUACUGACCUGGGAGUUGUCUUUCUAGAAAAUAACUUUGGAGGAAUAGUGAAUUCAGUUGAAUCAUACAUUACGGCUGAUGUGUCAAAACACUUAGUAGGAGGGGCAAUGGUCAACUAUGGCACCUGGGAGUCUCUCAUAUAUGGUAUACUAGACUUUAAUAAAUUACCCGAUUUGAUGAAGAAGAUAUAUCCCGAACAGAUGCCAGAAUUUAAUCCAGAACUUAAAGCCAGGUACCCAUUCCAUCGUCGGUUGACUGGAAGAAGUUUACCUCUCUUUGGCGCAGACGCACCUAUCGUAUACCGCACACAAAGAACCUUGUACGAGAGAGAUGGAAAGCGACCGAUUCAAAAUAAGACUUAUAUCGAGUUCGCUGGCAUUUGGUCCGCGAUGGCAGUCGCCUUCUUUGCGUUGAUCGGCUACGUACUCCUCAAAUUAAGGUGCCUUCGAAAUCUCUUCCUGAAUCACCCACGUGUUUUUACGUUGGGUGCCAUCACCCGCGAGGGUCCUAGUGAGGAAGUGAUGAAUAGUACUAUCUUCUCAUUUGUGCUGUUUGGUGAGGGAUGGAGCGAAGGGACUGAUAUCACCACACCGCCUAAUAAGAAACUGGUUGUUAAGGUUUCAGGUGUGAAUCCCGGAUAUGGUGCGACAGUUGUAGCUCUCUUGUUCUCAGCUCUCACAAUACUUACUGAGAAGGACAAAAUGCCUAAAGAAGGUGGUGUUCUUACAACGGGGAUUGCUUUCAAAGAUACCAACAUUAUCAAACACCUCCAUGAAAAUAACCUAAAAUUUGAAGUUAUCAAUGAUACAGUUUGA
Messenger RNA from Pieris macdunnoughi, 1254 nucleotides. NCBI's taxonomy places the organism in Eukaryota, Metazoa, Arthropoda, Insecta, Lepidoptera, Pieridae. The record is from the annotation of a GenBank genome assembly.